AUGUCCUCGAAGAGGUUUCGCCUGCUGCGGAGGACACUGCAUUUCAACGACAACUCACGAGCAGGUGGCAGCGUUGAUCGCUUUUUCAAGAUACGACCGCUCUUCAGCUUCAUCAACACAUCGUUCCAGAGCGUGCCCCAAACCAGCAAGCAGUCCAUCGACGAGGUGAUGGUGGGCUACAAGGGCAAGACCGCGGGCAAUCUGAGGCAAUACAUCAGGAACAAGCCAGACAAGUGGGGAUUCAAGCUGUUCUCCAGAGCCUCCGAGGAUGGGUUCGUCCAUGACAUGGUGCUGUAUCAAGGCAAGACGACUCUGCAGAGCCAUGGUGUUACCAUGACCUCAGCAGAAGAAGCCAUGGGAGUCACCAGCCAGAUAGUCGCUGCCCUGGUCAGCACCAUGAACUUGUCAUCAACCACUGUCGUCUUCGCGGACAACUACUUCACGAGCUUGGAGCUCGUGAGGUACCUGCAGGGGAAGGGCUGCAGGUACACAGGAACUGCGCGAGACAACAGGAUCGGCAAGCCUCCCCUGAAGUCAGUGAAGGACAUGGAGAAGAAGAGCGUCCCCCGUGGCAGCAUUGACUACGUCACAAGUGAUGACGGUAUUCUGGCAGUCCGGUGGAAGGACAACAAGGUCGUGACAAUGCUGUCCACUGACCUGGGGGUGGAGCCAGUGACUACCUGCCAGAGGUACAGCAAUGAAACAAAGAAGAAGGAUGAUGUUCCCUGCCCAGAAGUGAUAAAGAGCUACAACGCCAACAUGGGGGGAAUCGACAAGAGUGACAUGCUGAUCCACCUGUACAGAACACCGAUGAAGUCGAAAAGGUGGUAUAUGCGGCUCUUCGCAUACGUGAUUGACAUCUGUCUCACCAAUGCCUUACUCCUAUACCGCUGA
Molecule: messenger RNA, 894 nt
Organism: Amphibalanus amphitrite
Lineage: Eukaryota; Metazoa; Arthropoda; Thecostraca; Balanomorpha; Balanidae
Product: piggyBac transposable element-derived protein 3-like
Exons: 1
Coding region: 1-894 (297 amino acids)
Molecular function (GO): sequence-specific DNA binding
Source: RefSeq, a predicted model, not a curated record